AUGGACGUGAAAUCCGCGCCUUUACCGCCUUGCCAGGUACGGGUACCCCAGGCACGCCAGGCACGCCAGGCACGCCAGGCACACAAGGCACACAAGGCACCUCAUCGAUAUGCUCGUUGGGGAUUGCCCCUGGCUGUUGCCGUGUUGAUUCUUUUAGUUUGGCCUGUCCCACUACCCUCAUGGAAGGCAGUCGAGCCUUUGGACAUUCCAGUCACCUGGGAGGAAAUCGUUCCUUCGCAAUCUCUGGAGUACCAUAAUUGUGGCGAUGACUUCCAAUGUGCGAGAUUAGAAGUACCUAUGGACUACCAGCGGACAGAUGGGACGGGUCGCACGUUUGCCCUGGCUAUUACCCGACUGCCGGCCAAAGUCCCAGUCACAAAUCCGCGGUAUGGAGGUGCGGUGCUGAUCAAUCCCGGUGGACCUGGUGGACCCGGGACAAUGCAAGCGUUCCUGGCGGGUCGAAAUCUCCAGCUGAUCAUUGAUGCGGAGGCCGAUCCAAACGAGACCGGUGAAGAAACUGGGAACAAAUAUUUUGAUAUUAUCGGAUUCGAUCCUCGUGGAGUAGGAUCCACAACGCCUCCAGUGAUGUGUUUCCCUGAUCCCGUAUCCCAAAGGAAUUGGGAGUUGCAAGUCUCCGCAGAAGGCAUGCUAGGAAGUGGACCGGAUUCCUUGCAGAGAAACUGGCAGCGGACGCACGCGCUGAACUCAGGCUGUUCAGUAUUCGACAUGUCGAGUCUAGGAGCAGAUGAGCCAAUGAUGUCAUAUGUCAAUACACCACUUGUCGCGCAGGACAUGCUGACCAUCAUCGAACGCCAUGGAGAAUGGCGUGAGAAAGAAGGCCAAAGAGCCCAAACAGCCCACAACGAGUGCCAUGGACUGAAUGAAGCUGACGAGAUCAUGAAGCGCACUAAAUGGCACCGCGGAGAAGAGCCACUUCUCUAUUGGGGUCGCUCAUACGGCACCUUGCUUGGCACCACCUUUGCUUCACUCUUCCCAGAGCGAGUCACACGAGCUGUUCUCGAUGGCGUAGUAGACAUGGUGAAGUACUACCAAGGAACAGGACCGAACGUUGUUGCUGAUGCAGAUGCCAUCUUCGAUCGAUUUCCCCGGUACUGUAAUGAGGCUGGACCCGUGGGAUGUCCCUUCUAUGUGGAGGGUGGUCCAGACGCCAUCAGGGAAGCCUAUUGGCAACUUGAGCGACAGAUUCUCAACACCUCAAUCCCUGUUAUGGCAUCUGCGGAGCGGGGACCAGAAGUUGUAACUUGGACAGAUAUCAAAGCGAUUCAGCGUGUUGCCAUCUACCAGCCCCUCCUUGCAUUCCCGAUCCUGGCAGAUAGAAUGACCGAACUGGGCAAGGGAAAUGCAGCCCCCAUGGCUGACUUCAAGCAUGGAAGCCACUUCGGUGCAUGUCCGUCCAACAAAUGCAGUCUCGCUGGACCUUGGUCACCAGAAUGUGCUACCUCGCAGGAUAACAUGCUCUACGCUAUGGCAGCUAUUCUAUGCUCGGAUGCCGAAUAUUUGACAACUCUGAGUAUUGAACAGUUCCAGGCAGAAUGGUCUAGCCUUCUGGCUGAUAGUGCAUCUCUGGGUGAUUAUUGGGCGCAAUUGCAAUUGAGCUGUGUUGGAUGGAAAGCCAAGGCUAAGUACCCAUUCACGGGGCCGUGGGGCGCUGUUACUGCUCAUCCCAUGCUCUUCGUAUCAAAUACCCUGGAUCCAGUAACUUCUCUCCACAGUGCCCAACACAUGUCCCAGAUUUUCCCAGGAUCUAGAUUGCUCCAGCAAGAAUCAGAAGGACACACCACACUCACAGCCCCCUCAAUAUGCGUGGCGAAGGCCAUUCGCCAUUACUUCCAAACUGGUACACUACCAGUGGUAGGAACCCUGUGCCAAGCUGAUUUGAAGCCAUUGGUUGGAUCUCCGCAUCAUCACGAAGCGAUCACCCAGAGCUUCAACCCAUCCGACCGUAAACUAUUUGAUGCAUUGAUGGCGGAGGUUCACCGAUCGCCUCUGUUUCCGCUAUAA
Molecule: messenger RNA, 2022 nt
Organism: Penicillium expansum
Lineage: Eukaryota; Fungi; Ascomycota; Eurotiomycetes; Eurotiales; Aspergillaceae
Product: alpha/beta hydrolase
Exons: 5
Coding region: 1-2022 (673 amino acids)
Source: RefSeq, a predicted model, not a curated record